This is a messenger RNA of Plutella xylostella (diamondback moth), 1820 nucleotides long. Its product is annotated as alkaline phosphatase. Gene Ontology annotation, biological process: dephosphorylation. The record is from RefSeq and is a predicted model, not a curated record. Gene Ontology annotation, molecular function: alkaline phosphatase activity. NCBI's taxonomy places the organism in Eukaryota, Metazoa, Arthropoda, Insecta, Lepidoptera, Plutellidae.
CCGGCACGUCAAUUACAUUCACAGAAUAAUGUAAUACCCGAAUUACAUCGUUACGUCAUGAACGUCAGUCACCAUGCGCCCGCGCACACGUUUGGUCACAUUUGUCGGUGCGCUGUUUGCGAUCAUCGGAUUCGCGCAGUGUCAAGGACCUAGGACCGACAAUGAGUUCUGGUCGUCCCUGGUGUCCCGCGAGCUGGAGGAGGCGCUCCGGGUGAAGUGGAACCUGGGCACCGCCAGGAACGUGGUGCUGUUCAUCGGAGACGGCAUGGGGCCCGCCACGGUCGCCGCCACCCGGCUGUACAGGGGCGGGGAGUCGCAUCGGCUGUUCUAUGAGACCUUCCCGCAUGUUGGGAUGCUGAAGACCUACAACGCCAACUACAUGGUCCCGGACUCCGCGUCCACCGCCACAGCUUUAUUCUGCGGAGUGAAGACCAACCAGAACACAGUCGGAGUCGACGCCACGGUGACGGAGGGCGACUGCGCCUCGGGGCUGAGGCCGGAGUCACGGCUGCGCUCGCUGGCGGUGCUGGCGCAGCAGGCUGGGAAGAGCACUGGUCUAGUAACCUCAAUGCGCGUGACGCAUGCGACUCCCGCACCACUCUACGCCCACAGUGCGGACCGGCGCUGGGAGUGCGAGGCCGUCAUGCCAGCUGCUGCUGUAGCCGCCGGCUGCAAGGACAUCGCCAGGCAACUGGUGGAGGACGAGCCUGGGGCUUCACUCAAUGUAAUAAUGGGCGGCGGUCGUCAAGUCCUGGUCUCCAACUCCUCGGGCUCUCCCUCCGACCCGCUGGACACGUGGGGCUGCCGGCGCCAGGACGGGGCUGACCUCAUCCAGGAGUACCGCAGGCGGAAGGAGGAACGGGGGCUGAGGUACCGCGUCGUCAGCAACAAUGGGGAGCUGGAGAGCGUCAACUUCAAUAACACGGAUUAUCUAUUAGGUAUCUUCGCGAACGGCCACCUACAGUACGAGCACGAGAAAGACCCGGGCCCGGCCGGCAUGCCGACCCUGGCCGCCAUGGUGGACGCCGCCAUCAGGGUGCUGAGGAAGAACGAGAAGGGGUUCUUUCUGAUGGUAGAAGGCGGCAACAUAGACAUGGCGCACCACCGCGGCAAGGCCAAGAAGGCCAUAGACGAGUCCGCGGCCAUGGAGCAAGCAGUCCAGGUGGCCUCCGCGCUGGUGGAUGAAGAGGAUACCCUGCUCAUCGUCACCAGCGACCACUCGCACGGGCUGCAAAUCAAUGGGUUCCCAAAACGGGGGUCUAGUGUUUUCGGCAUAGUAAAGAACCCCAACCCUGCAUACGGCCCAGACUACACGACCCUGACCUACGGCACCGGCGGGCCCGGCGCUAUUCAAUACUCGGUGAAGGUUGACGACAAUAACAACACCUCCGUGGAGCGACGGGACCCUAAUCUUGAUGAUACUGAGGACUUCGAGUAUGAGCAGAUAGCGGCUGCGGCGGCCAUUGAGGCAUAUCAUGGUGGUGAUGAUGUGGCUAUUUAUGCUAGAGGUCCAUACAGCCACCUGUUCCACAACGUGCACGAGCAGCACUACGUGUACCACGUCAUCUCGUACGCCGCGCGCCUCGGCCAGUACGCGUCCAGCCAGGAAACAGUACGUGCGAGCUGCGUGCUCACAGCCGCCAUCUUGUUCGCGACCGCUUUGCUCACCCGGUAAUAGUGCAGUGUGCCUGAAGCGAUGCGGCCUCCUUCGCGCCGGAACUCUGUGGUGUGGGGCGGAAGCAAGGAGGUCACUGCAAAGGAGUUCGAACUGCGUAUUGUGAUUAGUGUUUGAGGUGCAAAUUGGUAGCAUAGCGCGCAGA